GCGCUGGUCGCUCAGCACGACGACGGGGAGCUUUACUAGCGGACUCGUACUCCAUCCUGAAAGUCACGAAGGAUCAAAACGAGGAGCACGCAGUCUUUCCCCGUCUCAACGUUGAUCACAUCGCGUCAUGAAGGACCUCAAACAGACGAAACUCUCCUUCGCAUCCGUACCGAGAAAAAGCGACGCUACCUCCCGCCCCUUGAGUGGGACGACCUCUGCGUCCAAGGACAUCCCAGCUAAGGCCCAGCGACGGCAAGGCUCGCUGCUCACAAAGGCACGAUCACACUCCGGACACGCUGCUUUGGAAUGCGUUGAGAUCCCUCCGCCUCCGAAACGGAGCUCCCGCUUGAAAGCUGCCUCCAACGCUUCUACUCCUCUCAAACCAUCUUCCUCGAAGACACCCAUAUCGGCUCAGGCCAUGGAGCCCUCGCUGAAGCGCAAGUUCUCUCCGCCCCCCGACGCGGACACCGAGUGCUCUCGAGAAGUCGUCCAUCUGCCCCGCAUUGCAGUCCAGCCAGCGUCCUCUCCCGCUACAGGUCAGUCUUCUCGCCAGCAGCGUCCUCUGAUCCCAAAGGACAACAACUUGGUAGCCGGAGAAAACGACACAACUGUCCCAUCUCGCAAGAAAUUACGCCUUUCUUCCCCAUCCUCUACUCUCACUCCACUCCCGCCAAGCUCACUCCACGACACGGAAUCGGACGACAUAGAGUUCGUCCCCACGAGUCAGUCGGACGAACAAGAGCUCACUUUGCCUAGGAUCCCCGUCGCGAAAGAUCCGGCUGCAGUCCAGGAGAGCGUCGUCAAGUGGCGAAAGGAGACCUUGGCCGGCCCACCCAGCCAAGCCGACUCUGUCCAGUCCGAUCCCUUCUACUCUCCAUUCUCUGAGCUCAGCGAGGUGUCGAUGGACGUCGAAUUUGACCCCUUCCCUCCCUCCGAAGACGUGCUCGAGAUGCCUGCCUACCAGAAACGACCUAGGGGUCACGAACUGCAGUACCCGCAUACACCGUGCUCAUCUUUGGCCACGCCGGCAUCCCGGCCCGAAACCUCCGCUCUGCAGCGCAGCUCGAGCUCAAUCCUUGAUGCGUCUCCGUCGGAGGCGUUCUGCUCGUUGACGCCGCCUCCCUCGAGCGUUACGGACAUGCCCCUUGAGGAAGUUCCUCAGGUAGAGCCAAUGGACACAGAGAGCAAGACUAGGCAGCUCAUCGCGGACAUCAAGGCGCGCGCAUACGCUGCAGCGCAUUCAAGCCCGGAGCAGUCCGCGAUCGAUGUGGGCUCGCUGAGUGACUCUGAGUCGGAAAGUAGCGGCGAAGAGGACUUUGCCACCCUCAUUGAGAAGGCGAAAGCCAAGAGCAGGACGCAAGUUACACCAGCCAAGGCCAUUGCGCCGACACCCACGCCUGAGGUUACACAAAGAUACUACCUCCGCCGCAACUCGCCUUCCUCCAAACCAAAGGCGCGGCCUACCACUCCCCCACCCGAGGGGCGCAAGCCGUCCAAGAAUCCCAUCGAGGUAUUCCUGCGCGAGAAGAAGCGCGAGGAGCGGAACGGCACCGGGAUGGCCGCGGUCCGCGCGGCAGAGAAGGACCUUGCCAAUUCCAAGUCCGAGGCCGAGCAGCUCUCCGAGAUGGAGGACGAGGAGGACGGCUCGAGCAGCGACGAGGACUGGGAGCGUGGGCUGGACCUGCUGCGGGACCACCGCAAGAGCAAAUCCAAGACGAGUUCGCCCGUCAUCGGGCCGUCGGGCUCGCAUAGGUCGUCGCGCCGAAGUCGGGCUGGGACCUACGAUGAGGACGAGGAGACGACGGCUGUCGGAGACAUUCUGGCCAAGGAUAUGAAGGAGAACUUGGCGAAGGCGCUUGCGAAGCAGAACGAGCAGCCUGUUGGGGUGCCUCUAUGGAGUCCCGUGGAUGCAGCUGAACGUGAUGCGAGCAUGGACAUGGAGUUCAGCCUUAUCAUCCCUAGUGGUGAUAUCGACGUAUCCGGAAACGCGAUGUUGCAGCUCUUGAUGCGCGCUACUAGGCAGAAUGAUAUCAAACAAGCAUUUGCCCUCUUAUCGUCAGGGCUUGUGGGGCUCCUUGCCAUGGCGCAGUAUUCACUCAUUGUGCCGUGGCUGGCUGACGUAGCCUUUUCGGAUGGCGACUCAUCGCUGCGCACCCUGGCAUACACUCAGCUGAUGCGUCUCGCCCCGCGAGCGGACUCUCGUCGGUCGGCACUAGACUUCUCAUUUGUAUUGCGCGUCUUGUGCCGUCUUGGGGCCUCCCCCACCGUUCUUGAAGAGCAUGGGUGGUCAAUACCUUCCGCACCGUUGUUAGGUGUACCCCUUCGUAUAGAGGAGCGAGAUGAGAUGUGCUAUCGUCUCGCUUCCCUUGUUAACUCCUACGCCGAGUCCUUUGCCACUGAGGAGCUCAGCGAUGUCCUACUUGCCAUGGUAUUGAUCGGAAUGGACCCUACAACUCCAGAGGGCGUCCGAAUCGACAUCCGAAAGGCUUGUGACAGUCUUGAGCAAGCGAUGGACCUUGCGCAGCAAGUGGAGCUCGACGCAUGCACAAAGCUCGUCACCUUCGGGAAGAUCCUGUCACCUCCCACCCAAGCACUUCUCAUGUCCUUCAUACCCGGGACUUCCGCCUCAACUGUCCGCAUGGCGCGAUGCGUGGCGCGGUCUCUGCUCCUGGAUACCACGCCGUCUCCAGCAGAGUACCAAAAGAACCUCCCGGACCUGUUGCCGGUAGUCGAUCUUUUGGUGCCAGAGCCCGGCUCUUGUAAAUCGUUCGACGUCGUUGGCAACAUGGGCAAGGAGGGUUACCACGAUGACCUCACGUGCAAGUUGUUCAUACUCGGCCGCGUUCUUUCUGACGUCGACGAAUACACCUUGGCCGAGAAGCAGGUGGUUCCAAAGGCGCGGAUGUCCGAGCUGGAGGAGGGCGCUGACGGGGAAAGGGUACAAGAGAAAGAGCCAGAGCAGAAGUUGACCCUCCUUCAGCAAGUCUCGAGGUGCCUUGACCUACUUCAUGGCAAGAUCGUGGACACUCGUGCUGCUCACCUCGAUCGCUCCCGCGCAAAGGCCGUGAUUCAGCGUCUUUCGUUCCGCGUGCACUAUCAGCGUGCAGCCACUCUAAAGGCCGGUACGGGCGACAAGUCGGAUCUUCGCAGAUACUUCCUCAAGUCCUCCUGAGGGCCUGUGCAGCGCGCUAUGUCUCGAUCUGCCAUCAUUCACUCCUUUUUAUCUGGUUCUCGGAUGAUGCCAUGCAGGCAAUUGUAAUCGUGUUUUGUUCUUCUCCUACACUCGCAACGCGCCUAGAUUACACAGUAUCCCCCACACUGAAUAUCCCGCUAGAAUAUUGCGUUCACAACGCUUAAUAUCUUAGCGUAUACCUGACUUGCUAGUGACACAGCCUAUUCUUAUCGUUUCUGCUUUGUUAUGUGCCUGUUUGUAGUUCCGCUGGCUGUCCUUCGCUCUCCGUAGUUCGCAUAUGUAUCGCACGGCGAGCAUGUUGUCGGGACCUUCAAGAAAC
Molecule: messenger RNA, 3512 nt
Organism: Dichomitus squalens LYAD-421 SS1
Lineage: Eukaryota; Fungi; Basidiomycota; Agaricomycetes; Polyporales; Polyporaceae
Exons: 6
Coding region: 128-3172 (1014 amino acids)
Source: RefSeq, a predicted model, not a curated record